Messenger RNA from Colletotrichum abscissum, 1551 nucleotides. RefSeq names its product amino acid permease. Bases 1 to 1551 code for a protein of 516 amino acids. Lineage: Eukaryota; Fungi; Ascomycota; Sordariomycetes; Glomerellales; Glomerellaceae. Gene Ontology annotation, molecular function: transmembrane transporter activity. Gene Ontology annotation, cellular component: membrane. The transcript is spliced from 11 exons. The record is from RefSeq and is a predicted model, not a curated record. Gene Ontology annotation, biological process: transmembrane transport.
AUGGCCACAUCAUCAGCGGAUGGCCACGAUGGCCACCUGCAGAAGCGAUUUUCUAAAAUCACCAUGAUUGGCAUGGCUUUCGCUAUUCUCAACACUUGGAUCUCUCUCGCUGGGUCCAUUGGUCUAGUGAUGCCCUCAGGUGGAUCAGUGUCCUUUGUGUACGGCUUCAUCUUCUGUGUUAUCUGCAACAUCGCAUUGAGUGCAAGUGUUGGAGAGCUUGCGUCGCUCUAUCCGACGGCUGGAGGGCAAUAUCACUAUGCCUAUGCACUUUCGACGAAGAAGUGGAGGAAGAUGACGAGUUUCUUUGUUGGAUGGGUCAACAUCGCUGGCUGGCUCACGCUCAACACUACCGCUGCGUAUUUUGGAGCCCGAUUCCUCGCUGCAGCCGCCGUCGCAGCUUCUGGCGGCUCCUACGAGAUCACACAAUGGAGCACGUACUUGAUGUUCGUCGCUGUGUCCAUCAUUGGAGUAUUCUUGAAUAUCUUUGCAUACCCAAUCCUCAAUCGAUGGAAUGAAGGAGCAUUGUAUUGGUCCUUGCUCAGCGUCGUCGUGAUCAGCAUCGUGCUACUCGCAACCUCUCCCAAGACAGACGCUGAAUUCGUCUUCACAAAUUUUUCCAAUACUACCGGCUGGAGCGAUGGGACGGCAUGGAUGCUUGGACUUCUUCAGUCUGCCCUCAGCUUGAUUGGUUUUGAUGCUGUGGCGCACAUGGUCGAGGAGAUGCCUAGACCAUCCACAGAUGCCCCUCAAGCCAUGGUCGGUGCCGUGAUCGUCGGUGGUACGACGGGAAUUGCUUUCAUCCUCGUUAUGCUCUUCUGCGCCGUCGACAUUGACGUCUUGCUUUCCUCGCCUACGCAGAGUCCUCUGACGGAGAUGAUUUUGCAAGCAACGAAGAGCAGAGCAGCUGCCACUGUUCUAAGCGUCGCAGUCGCCCUCUGUUUCGUUAAUGGCGCGAACGGCUGCGUGACGUCGGGCAGUCGCUUGGUCUGGUCUAUGGCUCGAGAUAACGGAACUCCAUUCUCGAAGUAUCUCUCGCGCCUCCACCCUAAGCUGAACGUCCCUGUACGUGCAAUAGUCGUGCAGGCCAUUUUCAACAUUCUGUUUGGUCUUCUCUAUCUUGGCCCUGAGGUUGCAUUUAAUGCCUACAUCGCAAGCUGCACCGUGUUCUUGAAUCUUUCUUAUGCGAUGCCAGUCAUGAUUCUGCUAAUCAGGGGCCGGAAACUCGUGACGGAUAAUCCGCCAGUAUUCUCCCUGGGCGGAGGCUUCAUGGGCUACCUCACGAACUGGACGUCGGUGCUUUUCGUCAUCGUCACAUCUAUCUUCUUCUGUUUUCCACCAGCAAUUCCGAUCGAUAUUUCCACUAUGAACUACGUGACAGCUGUCAUUGGAGUUUUCAUUGUUUACGCGGUUGCACUCUGGUUUAUCAAGAGGAAGACCUACAACGGUCCCAAGUUUGAGCUGAUCCUUGGGGAGGAGUUACCGACUGCGAAUCCUAUCGAAGAUCAGGAAUCUGCAAAAGGGAUAGCCGCCCUACCACAUGACAAGCUGUGA